Medioppia subpectinata is the source of this 390-nucleotide messenger RNA. NCBI's taxonomy places the organism in Eukaryota, Metazoa, Arthropoda, Arachnida, Sarcoptiformes, Oppiidae. The record is from the annotation of a GenBank genome assembly.
AUGCUUCCGCUAUCACUGCUGAGAACGGCUCAAAACCACCCGAUGUUAGUGGAGCUGAAGAAUGGGGAGACAUAUAACGGCCAUUUAGUCAGUUGUGACAAUUGGAUGAAUAUUAAUCUUCGGGAAGUGAUCUGCACCUCAAGAGACGGCGACCGCUUCUGGCGUAUGCCUGAGUGCUAUAUCAGGGGCUCAAACAUCAAGUACUUGAGAAUUCCCGACGAAGUCAUUGAUUUGGUCCGCGAAGAAGUGAAACAAUCGAAACGCGGAGGAAUGCCUCAGAGGGGCGGACGCGGCGGACAGCGCAACGUCGGGAUCGGACAGCGACCGCAGGGAACCGGUCGGGGAAGAGGUGGUGGACAACAAUUCCCGAAACAUCAACGAACCAAUUGA